AUGGAACAGAACAAGGACCUCAAGUUGACCGUCACCGACUUUGCCUCUUCUAAUGGCUCCCAACCGAACGAACUGCCUUCUCCAGGCCGAAACACUCAUUUCACACCCAUCGCCCUUCGAGCUCCAACCCGCACCUCCAUGGACCUCGACGACUAUUUCGUGGGUCCUCUAGACAUAAACCACCACUCGAAAUGGCCUUACUUCCUUCGUCUGCACGGCAGCGUGUUGCCCAAGAUGGUCCUACCACUUGCUUUCGUUGCAGCUUGGGCCACAGCAAUCACUUGCAUAUCUAAAUUCGUCCAUGACCUGGGCAUCAACUCGGUUCUGCUCACCAUCACUGGUUUCGUUGUCGGCCUGGCUCUGUCAUUCCGCUCCUCCACCGCCUAUGAAAGAUACAGCGAAGGAAGAAAAUACUGGGCACAGUUGGUGGUGACGUCGCGGAACCUGGCCCGCCUGAUCUGGGUUCACACCAUAGAACGACACGAUAUCAGCGAAGAGCAGGGAAAGGCCGAUCUACUGGGCAAACUCACCGCAUUGAAUCUGGUCAACGCCUUCGCCGUGGCACUCAAGCAUCGUCUCCGGUUUGAGCCGUCGACCCAGUAUCCUGAUCUGCAACCGUUGAUUGGACAUCUCCGAACCUUGGCUGGCGAGGCCGACCAGACACAAUUCGAACCCAGGAAGCAUACACCAUGGAAAGCUGCAGGCGAAUAUCUAGGUAUCCCGUUUGCCCAGUCUAACCCGCGAAAAUUGGUGAAACGCUCACGGGAUAACCUCGGUAACCUCCCCCUCGAGAUCCUCACCUAUUUGUCGGCGUACAUGGACGAGGUCAUGGGCAACGGUCAGCUCAAAACGCCGGUCCAUCAAACCCACGUCAUGAACAAUAUCACGACUCUAGCCGAAGUUCUCACCGGUACCGAACGUGUACUCAACACUCCUGUUCCAAUCGCCUACUCGAUUUCCAUUUCGCAGAUCACGUGGGUGUAUAUCCUCGUCCUGCCAUUUCAGCUGUACAAGUCACUGGGGUGGGUGUCGAUAUUUGGCACCGUCCUUGCGGCGUACAUCAUUCUGGGACUGGCAGCCAUAGGCUACGAGAUUGAAAACCCGUUUGGCAACGAUGUGAACGACCUGCCGCUGGACAACUAUUGUCGCGAACUAGCCAGUGACAUUGACACCCUGACCAGCAUGCCGGCCCCAACGGCCGAGACGUUUAUCUCCAUGGCGGAGAACAAGGUUCUGUUCCCAUUGAGCAUGAGCGACUACCACAGUUGGAAGACGCGGUCCGUGGCAGACAUCAGGAGUGCCUUGCGGGCCAAAGCGACCACUGCAGCGACAUCUGUUGACUUUCAGCGUGUAAAGGCACAGUCAGAGAGUACCGAGCAGAGUGGCAAGGUUGGACGUGUGAGUGAGAACAAACAUGUGUCAGAAGUAGUAGAAGCGGUUUGA
This is a messenger RNA of Capronia epimyces CBS 606.96, 1443 nucleotides long. RefSeq lists its product as uncharacterized. Gene Ontology annotation, molecular function: chloride channel activity. The coding region runs from base 1 to 1443 and encodes 480 amino acids. NCBI's taxonomy places the organism in Eukaryota, Fungi, Ascomycota, Eurotiomycetes, Chaetothyriales, Herpotrichiellaceae. The record is from RefSeq and is a predicted model, not a curated record. The transcript has a single exon.